GUAUCAAAGAUAGUAUCUUUGGUUGUAUUGGGUUAAUUUGUUAUCCACGUUGUUGGGACCGGUCGCUCUGAGCUGGAGGUGACUGAAUCGUUUCUGGGGUGUGCUACCGGUUUUCUGUGCCCUGGGCGAAUUAUUCAGGGUGGGGUGGAGAGGGGCAGAGGGAGACAAAGUGACGGUGGAGCUGUUUCCGACGGGACUUACGUGACAUCAAGAUUAUACUGAAAAGUCAGCAAAAACAACAUCAUUUAGGUUACCACACUACAUCAGUAGGAGUCUUCGUCCUAUCACCACAGCAUCCGCGGCAGCUUCAUCACCAGCAGAAAGACACAUUACCAAACAUAUUAAACAAACAAAUCAUAACGUGAAAGUAGAGCACGAUGUCAGGGAAAGGAAAAGUCGUCGUUUUAACUGUGCUGGUCGUAGGCUUUGUCACAGCGUCUGUCUUUAUCUCCCAAAGUCGCAGUGUUAAAGCCCAGUUAGUGGAGACCGUCAAGGUGAUGAGGAAACAACAGCGGGAGUGGUUUCAAGCGGCAGAUAACCGGCAAGCAGACGUAGCAGACGCAGUGUUCCCGGAAGUUGCGCAUGGGCAAAAUCGGAGACGGCGGCUGGGAGAUCUGUGACGACGUGGAUGUGAGGCCCAGGCACCCCUGCAUCGUCUACUCGUUCGGGAUUAACAACGACUUCAGUUUUGACGACAACACUGCUAAAUAUUACGGGUGUCACGUCUACUCUUUUGACCCCAGCAUGAAACAGGAAUCCCACAACAGGUCCGAUAAGGUCCACUUCUACAAAAUCGGCAUUGCCGGGGAGACGACGGUCAACAAAAGGGGCUGGAAGUUGUACACUUUUUCGGACAUCCGCAAACUCUUGGGUCACGUGAAUGCCACAAUCGACGUGGUGAAGAUAGACGUGGAGGGUGCCGAGUGGAGCAGUUUGAAGCACAUGGUGGCGAGCGGGGAGAUAAAGCACUUUAAGCAGCUGCUCUUAGAAUAUCACGUUGCUACUAUUAAGAGGGACUCCCUCGAGGUAGUUCAGAGUGUGGAGAGUCAAGGUUACAAAAAGUUUUAUACUCAUAAAAAUCCUGCGUGUCCUGUUUGGAUACCAAAGUUCCCAUCAGUUCGCACGAAGUGUUACGAGGUGCAUUACCUAAGAAGACCAUAGAAGUAAAAAUAAAUCCCUACCAACCCCAACCCCAACCCAACCCUACUUAGAAUUCUGUAGACCGGUAUUCUACUCUUACGAGCCUCCAAGGGCUUAGAUUUACAAAUGUGUACAGAAUAUGUGACACGACGCGGUGGAAUCAGGUGCUCGUCUGGUUUGGAGUAUAUGGAGUUAAUAAUCAAUUCUUAAAGCUGAUUUAUUUUAAUUUGUUAUAAUGAAAAAAGUACCCCUCUAUCUUUAUAAGAAGUCGAGAUAUUUGAGAAUGAGGGAGAUGGAGAGUCGCAUUAUGUCCUAGAUAAAAGUCGAGUGAAAAUAACAGCCCAAAAUUAGUGACUUCUAAAUCUUGAGUGUCUUUAGAAACUGCAAAGUUAAAUUUUUUUGUUGCCUGCCAUCAACUUUUUUUUUCUCCAGUAAAACCCACACAUAAGUGUAUUUUUCAAUAAGACUAAAAGGUACUGAGCCAGAAAUACACAAAGUCUAUACAAUUUGCCUAACUGUAGGGGAAAAAAUGUCGGUCUCUUCGAUUCCCUUAUUUUGACGAGAGCCUGAUUUCACCACGAUGAAACACAUGAUUUAUUGCAGAUAAACAAAAGCUCAGUAAAUUUCUCUUUUUUUUUUUAUCUCUCUAUUGGUAUAAAAGUCAGUAAUGAAUAUUCUAGACUCUUCCGUUGGUGACACAGACUAACAAAAUUCAACUUUUUUCUGCCACCGGGAAUAAUAAUAUACUGUUUAGGUCUGAACGAGCACGUCAAGUCAUAUGGUAUUUAAAAGGACCGUUUUUCCUUAUUGAACACUCAAAAUAGGAAUGGCAAUGAGAAGACAAGUAAAACACUGAUCAUUUUCAUUGUUAUGCUAGAAAUUUCGUCGCCUAUCACACGAAAGCGCGUAUUCCAGAUGUUGGCAGUUUUGAGUUGUUACUACUAGUAGAUAGCGCUGCCUCAGAUCUAUGUUCACACGAAACGGCGUAUCCAUAGCUUUAAAAUAGCAGCACUAGCAGUAAAAAAAAUUGGCGUACGCUAACACUCAGCCACAUAGAGAGAAAAAGGUUCAAUCACAUGUUGUAUAACAUUAAUUCCCAACGAGCCUGGGUUAAACUUGCCUUUUUAUCUGCUGUCCAUCCCAUUAUUAGUAUCUUUGUGAAUACUUUUGGCUGGUGAUGUGGUGUGGUUUGCUCCUUCUUUCCUGUUAAAAAAUCUCUCUUCCGGCUCUCUCCUCCUCCUUUUUUUUGGG
Aplysia californica (California sea hare) is the source of this 2391-nucleotide messenger RNA. RefSeq names its product methyltransferase-like protein 24. The record is from RefSeq and is a predicted model, not a curated record. NCBI's taxonomy places the organism in Eukaryota, Metazoa, Mollusca, Gastropoda, Aplysiida, Aplysiidae.